AUGGAUAAUUUGCUAUGUGAUGAGGUGUGGCUUUCAAGGUCUCAAAAUACUUGUGAAGUUGUUGAGUCUGUUGCACUCAAAAAUCAUGAAAAUGAAGAGUUUGAACAGGCUUUUACAGUGUGUCUAGAGAAGGAGGUCUUUUACAUGCCCGAAUCUGACUAUACUAAGUACUUGCAGUCCAACAAUUUGAUCUUUCCUAGGUUUCGAGUAAUUCAAUGGUUUAUCAAGGAUUGGGAAUACUGGAUGCUUGAAUUGCUUUCUAUUGCAUGCUUAUCAAUUGCCACAAAGUUCAACGAGAUAUCACAACUUUCCUUGCAUGAAAUUCAGAUGGAGGGCUUGGACUAUUCAUUCCAAUCAAACGUAGUUUUGAGAAUGGAGGUGAUAAUAUUGAAGGCGCUGGGUUGGCGCCUUAACUCUGUGACAAGUUAUUCUUUUGUUGAAAUGGUAGCUUAUAACGUUGAUAACUUGGGACCUCAUCUUUAUGAGAAGCUUAUUUCACGAGUCACUGAGCUGCUUGUCCAAGCUAUAAUAGAUCAGAAAAUGCUGGAAUUCAGGCCAAGCAUUGUUGGUAUUUCUGCAUUAUGGUGCACUCUAGAUCAGUUAUUUCCACCAAUAUCAGAUGCUUACAAUGCAUAUAUUAUGAGACUCUUGAGCCAAAGUCAGAAGGAUGAUGUCAGCAAGUGUCACAAGUUGAUGAAAACAAAGAGUUCAUUGUGUGGUGAAAAUUACCAUUACUGGCCUUUGAGUCCAACAACAGUACUAUUGAAUACGCUGACUCGCAUUUAUGAUUGCUAA
Abrus precatorius (Indian licorice) is the source of this 795-nucleotide messenger RNA. Its product is annotated as putative cyclin-D7-1. The transcript is spliced from 5 exons. Lineage: Eukaryota; Viridiplantae; Streptophyta; Magnoliopsida; Fabales; Fabaceae. Bases 1 to 795 code for a protein of 264 amino acids. Gene Ontology annotation, molecular function: cyclin-dependent protein serine/threonine kinase regulator activity. The record is from RefSeq and is a predicted model, not a curated record. Gene Ontology annotation, biological process: mitotic cell cycle phase transition; regulation of cyclin-dependent protein serine/threonine kinase activity. Gene Ontology annotation, cellular component: cytoplasm; cyclin-dependent protein kinase holoenzyme complex; nucleus.